Molecule: messenger RNA, 2538 nt
Organism: Ictalurus furcatus (blue catfish)
Lineage: Eukaryota; Metazoa; Chordata; Actinopteri; Siluriformes; Ictaluridae
Gene: lacc1
Product: laccase (multicopper oxidoreductase) domain containing 1
Exons: 5
Coding region: 658-1956 (432 amino acids)
Molecular function (GO): copper ion binding
Source: RefSeq, a predicted model, not a curated record
AUCUCCUGCUCUCAUUUGCUUACCAAAAACAUGUGGUUUGUUUUGUGGUUAACUCAGCUUUAAACUUCAUGAUAAAAAGCUAACUGUGCAUGGUUUUUUUUGAGUGUGUGUGUGUCUUUUUGGUUAAUGUCAUUGAUUAAAAUGUGUUUCGGGGCAUCAGAAAAAUACUUAUAGUAUUAUGUAAGGUUACAAAGGUGAAUCUUGUUGCAUAAGAAAAUAUCAGAAUGACUAACACCACCUGGAGAUAAGAACACAUCUAGUGACCUGUUUAGAUUAGGGUUUAUUUAUUUAUUUAUUUAUUUUUUUAAACUGUACUUUUAGUAAACUUCACACUUUUAUUCUAAAAUAUAAUUAGAGUCAAGACUGUUUUUAUUUAUGCCUGCAGUUCAUAAACUCGUUUCCUGGCCGGUCAGGAAUUUCCAGUAAGGCGGUGUGUACAGUCAGCUAACCGGAAGUGUAGCGUUAGUACUUCCACUCACCGCUUAGUACAUGAAGUUCCACAUUCACAGCGGUUACUAAUGAAGAUGUGAAAAGAGCUACAGAGUCUACACACACUCAUUCUGCUGAAUCAUUUCAAACACUAAAAGCUAACCCGUGUUCUGAAGCUACUCUGAACCUUAGCAAAUUCUACAUUUCCGGUAAAUACUCCAUGCUGUGAUGGCUGAGGUCGUUCUGGCAGAUCUGGUUCAUCCGAACUGUCCUCGGUACACACGGUGUCUGGAGGAGCGCAUGAACAAGUUACUCCGCUCUCUCGGAAAUGGCACGAGCGAGCCCGUUUACCUCAUUCUCCAAAAGCACACGGACUGCUCUGAGGAAAUCACCGAGACCUAUCUUUUGGAGAAAUGCGCUGGUCUGAACAGACGUGUCCACGUGUUAACCGAGAGCUGCUCCGUAGCCGUGCUGUACGCGUUCAAGCGAGCCGCGGACGAGCUGACUGUUAAACACGUGCACGUAAUGACGUGCAAUGCGCAGCGCGCGGAGCUGCAGGAGUGUGAGGAGCAGCUCUUCACCGAGCUCUACACCUUCACAUACAGCACCUUGCUGGACUGCAGCUCCUGUCCUCUCACACAGCUCAACACCACCUACCCCGAGCUCACCCAGCUUAAAGAGCAAAUCAGCGGCUUCUUACAGCGCCUCCCAGCGCUCCGAGGAGAAAUUACCGUCCUGAAGUCCUCACUCAUCUCAGACUGCUUUGCACACGGCUUCACCAAAAGAACAGGAGGAAUUUCCUACAUCAGCACCCUGAGCUCUCUAAACCUGUUCAGCAGUUCUCGUCGUAGAGACUCACGCGCCGUAGUGGCUGAGAACCUACGCCGUCUUGGCUUGCAUGCAGGCUUUCAGCCUCACCAGUUCCACCUUGCCAAGGUUAACCAUGCCAGUGAUGUGUGGGUGAUGAACAAGUCGGAACCUGAAAGCUAUGAUGGCAUUGUGACUAAUCAGCCAGGUGUUGUAAUAGCAGCCCCAGGAGCUGACUGCAUGCCUCUGCUUUUUGCUGACCCCGUGGGAAAAGUCAUUGGAGUAGCUCAUGCAGGCUGGAAGGGAACCCUCAUGGGAAUUGCCAUGGCAACAGUAAAUGCCAUGGUGCGGGAGUUUGGCAGCGAGCUUUCUAACGUCGUGGCAGUGAUUGGGCCUUCUGUUGGACCCUGCUGUUUCACUCUGGAACAAAAUUCAGCAAUAAAGUUCCAGGCUAUCCAUCCAGACUGUGUCAGAGAUGUGGAGUCACCCAUGCCUUAUGUGGAUAUCAGACUUGCCACUAGGGUCCUACUGGAGGAAGGUGGUCUCCUCCCAGAGCACAUCCAGGACAACACCGUGACAAACAGACCCAACAUCACCCUCUGCACCUCCUGCCAUCCUGACUCUUUCUUCUCCCAUGUUAGAGAUGGCCUCAACUUUGGCACUCAGAUUGGCUUCCUAUGGAUCAAGGAGCCCCAUGAGUUUAAACAAUUAGAUCCUUAGAAUCAGUGCCAAUACUUCAUCUCAUUUGGCUGCAGAAGCAAAAAUUCACAGUACUUAGAUUUUAGUAAGAUGUGUACAUUUAGAGAUAGACUGAAAUGAUAGACAUAUUGCUGCUAUACCGCUUACUUCAUCUCAUGCUUUCUGAAGACUAAGACAAAGUGACAACCUUUUUAAAGAAAGUUUGCAUUCCAAAUGACAGAUGGCAUUUAAUAGUAAGAGUAAAUGAUGCAAUUGUUUUAUUUUCAUGAAUGUUUUGAUGAAUUGUAUGGUUGUAGCUAACUUGGUAGAACUAAUUCCAUACUGCUGUUUAAAUUAUUUAAUGCAAACAUUUGUUGGCACCAUCUCUUGGCACUCUCCAUGUAGAAAUACACUGCCUAUAUAACACUGAUAAUUCUCUAGCAACCUGCAAUAUUAGUUUCCUGUGGUAGGCUAUUUCCAGUAGCUGAUCUAUAUAGGCAGGUCAUUUUGUAAGAGUACACAGUGAUGAAGAGUCACUGUAAGGAAACUAACUGAUGCAUUAUAGUAAACAUCACCUUACAUUGUUUAUACAAAUAUGCAUUAUUGGCAAAAUGUCACUUGAAC